AUGGAAGCAAUUCCUUUUGCGAUAGGAAACAAUGGCUUCUGUACUUUGAAUUCCAGGAGAAGAAAAUUCUCUUUAAAUAAACAAAUCAAUCUCUCUUUUCUACGUUGGGUUGCUGAGAAAAAUUCAGAGUUUGAACCAAACAAGUGUUUGAUCAUCCCUUCUCUUCCACACAGCAUCCAAUCUCCAUUCCCAACUCAUCCAAUUUAUUCAUUCGAUUCUAAUGCAAAUCCGAGAACUAGACGACAGGAAGAUGAUUUAUGGUAAAUGGGCGCCGGAUUUGGUGUGAGGAUGAGAGAAUUAUCUGUCAUGGAAAUUGGGCUUAUGGAUUCAGAUUCGCUGGAAAGGCGCGUCGUCGAAUGCAUUUUCCGUUUAAGAUUGGCAUUCGAUUCGUUUUCUGUCGCAUCCGAAGCAUUUUCAGAGCAAAGCCUUGCUAUCCUGAUGGGCGUCCAAAGGCAGCAGCUUUGAAAGGUCUGUUUUUUUUUUUCUCUUUCGAUCAUCAUCGCAAUGAAUUGGGGGAGUGGAUUGUUGUUGCCAGUGGAUGGACACCAUAGGAAAAUGGAAAUGGCUGCCGCCGCUGACGCGGCCGAUGACUAUUACGUCGAGAAAGAUCCGACUGGUCAAUAUGUCCGGUAUGAAGACAUCUUGGGCAAUGGAGCAUUCAAGACUGUCUACAAGGCAUUUGAUGAAGUUGAUGGAAUAGAAGUAGCUUGGAACCAAGUGACGAUUGAUGACAUGUUGCAGUCACCAGAAACAAGAGUCGUUGGGAAAAGGGGCGUUCAAAUAUUUUAAGGAGAAUAUAUAUACUAUACAACUCGACUCUCCCUUGUCGUGUGUGUGGGGGUUUCCUAGAGUUUCCCAAAGACGAGGUCAGGGUUAGGGUCCAUUACAAAGAACCUACUUUUUACUAGUUGAAACUUUUGGCUCCAAAACUUCAC
Macadamia integrifolia is the source of this 935-nucleotide messenger RNA. RefSeq names its product probable serine/threonine-protein kinase WNK10. The coding region runs from base 505 to 789 and encodes 94 amino acids. The record is from RefSeq and is a predicted model, not a curated record. The transcript is spliced from 2 exons. Gene Ontology annotation, biological process: protein phosphorylation; intracellular signal transduction. Gene Ontology annotation, molecular function: protein serine/threonine kinase activity. NCBI's taxonomy places the organism in Eukaryota, Viridiplantae, Streptophyta, Magnoliopsida, Proteales, Proteaceae. Gene Ontology annotation, cellular component: cytoplasm.